Messenger RNA from Nylanderia fulva, 2284 nucleotides. NCBI's taxonomy places the organism in Eukaryota, Metazoa, Arthropoda, Insecta, Hymenoptera, Formicidae. The record is from RefSeq and is a predicted model, not a curated record.
CUAGUGCGCAAUGCGCUGCGCAUGUCCUGGUCGGCCGGGUUUUCACGUGUCACAACAUGUUUCGUGCUCGUGCUCUCGUGUGCCGCUCGUAUCUCUCAUACCUCGUGUUAUUGAACAAAGAGAUAUUUAUUGCAGAGAAUAUAUAGAAAAGUCUUAGUGAAAAUAUCAAGAAUACCGGAUUCUGUGUAAGUCAGUGACGCACCGCCAAAAUACUACUGAAUGACAACAAUCAUAACCUCAGAUUUUACAGUUUGUGUUGAUUAAACGUCAAGAAAAUGUUUAAUAUGUAAAUAUACGGCUCCUCAGAGAUGACUUCAUCAAAAUUUUGCAUCGUUCAUUUUAUGGAAGAAGAUACUGUAGAGGUUGUACCAGAUUUUUGGAUUAAGGAAUCAGCCGGAAUAUUGCAAUGUCAGUGGCCUAAUACAUCUUUUCCAGCAAAGAGUGUUAUUCGAAGAACAAUUCCUCAUCAAGAUUGGCCAGUUUAUCAAUGCAGAAUUCUUGGCACAUUUGAUGAUUACGACACAGCUCGUUUAAAUUUAAAAGAGGCUGAAGUUUUGUCGGAUUUUCCGUCGAAAAAUGUUCAAUCUAGCAAACGAUCACAUAAACGUAAUCCUCGAUAUUUCAGUGACGAUGAUUCAUUGAGCGAUGAAGUGAACAUUAAAAAGAAGAAACCAGGUUCCUCGCAUAAUCAGUCGGUUACCAAGACUUCCAUAUAUGUGUCAGAUUCAAGCAAUUCAUCAAACGAACAAAAAGAAAAUAGAAGGCCAAAUAAAUCAAAUAUUCAAUUACCUAAAGCUUUCGAAGAUAAACACAAACAAGUGCAGAAGGCAAUUCUUCCUUCCUAUGAAGCACCGACAAAAAAGAGUGCAACUUUGCCCAAGUCAUCUUAUUCUUCAUCAUCAGAAGAUUAUCGUAAACAUGUUGCUGAAGACAAUACUCGUCAAGAAUGCAGUAUGUGGGAUAAUCAAGAAGAUCAACGAGCAAAUUCGUCGAUUAGUAAACUGAAAUUCCAGACGUCAUCAUAUAUUGGUGAAACUGAAUUCGAAAAGCGAAUACUUUGUAGCAUAACACGAUUACAAAUUGACGUCAGAGAAAUUCGUGAUGUUGUUGAAAAAAUUUAUGAAGAGAAGUAUUUACGCAAUACACCAGAUGUCAAGAAAUGUCCUCAAAGAAAUAUCCGAAACGCACAGGAAGAAGAAUUGACAAACAUUUUACCAGAUUUUCCGUUAAAAACGUUAAAUAAUUGGCAGGAACUUGAAACAUUAUUGUCAAACAGCAAGACUGCGCGUGAACAGCUUAAAAACAUGUUUUUCAAUCGUGGAGGAAAAAAUGGUGGUGAGCAUAUUCGACGAAUACUGCGAGCUAUGUUUGAGCCAUGUCUAGCCAAAAAAAUAUCCUGGCAAGGACUAAAAAAUAAUGAAAAAUUUGAUGGAACUCUAGUUUCAUGUGUAUUAUUUGAUUCUGUAAAGCAGCAUUUUAAAAUUGAUGAUAGGAACAUAGAGUUAGCAAUAAUUAAUUGGUUCCGCCGUUCAUCUGAGAGGAUCUCCAAAAAUCCGGAAGACAAUAAUAGUGAUACAUAAAAGUAUCUGACAAACAAUUAAUGUUAUUAUUUUUACGUGUCAUUUUUAAUAUUUUAUUUUUGUUUUUUAGUUUUUUAAAAAUGGCAAUAAAUUGCAAGUUUAAAGGUAGAGUAAUGUGAAAUAUGAUCACAUUUGAUGAAAAAAAACUUUCUUUUAUAGCUUAUUUUGUUAAGCAUAAUAAUGCAUUUUUUUUUAUUUAUAUUAACACUGUUUACUUUGUUUGUAUAGUAUAGCAAUGCAUAUCUUUUAUUGAUUAUUUUGUUUGUAUAAUAUAUUGUAAUGCAUUCUUUUGUUGCUUACUUUGUUUAUAUAGUAUAUAGUUCACAGUUAACGCAUGUAAUUAUGUAUAAAACACAGUAACAAGUUUACAAAAAGUUUAGCCUAGAGCUUGAUUAAUAAAUAAAAUAUCAAUAUGUUAACAAUUUAUUAUUCUUCAUAAGUCGAUAGCCGAAACUUUCUAUGAUAAAAUUUUCAUAGAUGUAAAAAUUGAACUAUAUAACGUACUCUAGAAUUCUGAAAACAGUAAUGCAUGGGUUAUUUUCAUAUUUUACUACUCUAGAAAUGAUAAAGGAAUUUAAAUUGACAAAAAACACUGAAAGUUUAUAAAAAUUUACACAUAAUUGUAUACGUUAACUUUGAACACUUUAAUUGGAGUUUUUAUUUUAAUUUUUUUUAUACUAAGUAAACUGCGUGAACAUAUAAAA